Amoebophrya sp. A25 is the source of this 512-nucleotide messenger RNA. Lineage: Eukaryota; Dinophyceae; Syndiniales; Amoebophryaceae. The record is from the annotation of a GenBank genome assembly.
GUCAUAACCUCAACGACCACGAGGUCAUCGAAUUAGAUCCGCCUCCAAACCUUCUUCACCUAAAUGGAGCUAGCGUACCCGCAGAUCGCUCGGGUGGCGGUGGCCGAGCGACAAACACCCCCGCAACUUUGCCUAGAGCCAAGCGUGAGGGGAAAGAAACGGAGGCGGAGAUCAAUUACGAUGAAAUGGUUGUCAGACACGAAUCUGCGGGUCCGGAGACGAACAAAAUGCCAGGAGACUCGAGACGGGCGAAGAAAAAACCGAGCAGCAAAGCUGCGAGGGUACUUUUGAUUUGUCCAUCACUUGAUUGUACUUCGCGGCUUCUUUUGGCCUUGGUUUCCAUCAAAAUUUAAGUCAAUGUUCCACAGCGAUUCCACCCCCAAUAAGUUUAUUCAGAUCUCAUCUUUACUACUCCCGAAAUUAUCUAUGUAGGACGAUUCGAGUAAGAGCCGUAGCCGACGCGCGACCGACGAGGAGGGUCAUGUUCUAAACGCCUGGGUGGAAGAAACGGU